This is a messenger RNA of Trichechus manatus latirostris (Florida manatee), 3005 nucleotides long. It is a transcript of the gene FNDC9, whose product is annotated as fibronectin type III domain containing 9. Gene Ontology annotation, molecular function: protein binding. Bases 374 to 1063 code for a protein of 229 amino acids. Lineage: Eukaryota; Metazoa; Chordata; Mammalia; Sirenia; Trichechidae. The record is from RefSeq and is a predicted model, not a curated record. The transcript has a single exon.
AAUGUCACAGAGUAGAUGGGAACUCUGUGGUGCCGAUUUCUCCUUUUAUUCUUCCUCUUCCUCCUCCUCUUCUUCUUUUUUUUUUAAGGGUUGGGGACAACGUUAUCUCUAAAGGAUAUGAACCAGGGUGGGAUGAGCCUGGGGGAUAUGGGUGAAUCUUGUUUAGGCCUGAAGUCCACCUUGGCAUGAGACAUGUGCCACUUCUUAGCUAUGCAUGCUAAGUAACGUAACUUCUUGGCCUCCGUGUGUCUGUAAACCUGGACGCCCUAUUAGUCCCUGUAAAAAAAUCAAUAAACGGUGGCUAUGAUCAUUAUAAAUAAGUACUUAGAUUGGGGGAUGUCACUGUUCACUUUGAUCUGGUUUCAGAAUCGAGAUGAACAUCGAGGUUGGGAACGUUUCUUAUUCAGGAGCCAUCAUUUCCUGGUCGUCCUUGGAGCCCUGCCUGGAGGACUAUUACCACAUUAUGUAUAGGCCCAAUUGGAACAGCAUCUUCUCUGGCUAUCUUCGCUACAGCUUCCACCACGAGGAGAAGGUGCCUCGAACGAUCAGCUCUGUGGUACUUGAACAUCUGGCUCCUUCUACUCUCUACUUCUUGUGCAUCAGCUGCAGAAAGAUCACCUUCCCCUACAGGCACUACUGCACCAUGUUCCACACGCUGGAUAAGAGCCCACUGGCUUCUGGAAGCUCCCUGGUGGACCCCCAAAUCUCCCUUUGGGUGCUAAUGGCCAUUCUGCUGGCCUGCUUCACAGCCGUCUUAGCCUUCAUCUGCCUCCAGUUCUGGUGCAUCCGCUGCCAUGAGCCUCGGUGGUCUUACAGAGCGGGCCACGUGGAGGAAGCCAACGGGCUGGUGAGAUGGCCAGAAGAGGUGCCAGCUCUUGGUCAGAGGGAAGACGACUUGCAGGGGCUCCCCCUGGUGGAGAUGCCACGCAGGAACUCUGGAGCUGCUGCUGAAUCGGAAGAGGAAGCUGCCGAGGAAGCUGCCCAGGACGCCCCCAGGGAGAUCGUUGCCUUACACAGGGAGGGCAGUGAUCAACCAGCCAGGGUGCCUCAGUGUGGGGAGUGAGACGUGGGGAGGAGGCAGCCCACAUCAUGUAGUUGAAACACUGCACACAGUAGGUCUUUUGUAAAAAAAUUUGUCUAUAGAGUACCCAUUUCUCUCCCUGCAAUGUCAGUGCUAUUUAGUGGAAGAACUGGUUUGGUGAAUGCCCUAUGACAAAGCUUCUCAAACUCGAAAAUAUACACCCUUAGGGUGCGCUAAGGGAGAAACGGGGCAUCCCUUCAGGAGAGUCCAUUGUGAGGCACAGUUAAGAAUUAAAAGAAUUACCUUAACAUUAAAACAAAUAGGAUAUACUAUGGAGGGAAAAGUAAAAUUUGCAUGACAAAAAUACAAUACUUUCAGGAAAUUUUUUAGUUGCAGGUGGGCUCUUUGAGCUAUACUUUCAGUCUGCUGGGCAGAUGUCCAGUCUCCUCUGCUGUGUAGGGGGAUUAUGUUGGAAAGGUGUGAGAAGCCUUGCUCUAGAGUUUUCCAAAUCCCAGACAAUCACACACCACCUUGUACCUCAGCUUCAUUUUUUUUUUUUAAAUCAUGGAUUAUCUUUACAGUUAACGAUUAUUUUUCUUUAAAGUGACUCAUUUUUAAACCUUGAACUUAUUUUUAAAAGAUAGCCUUGUAUUAUUCUAUAAAUAAAAAACCCAGUAUCCUCCUGAUAUAAAUAGAAAGGAAGAUCUAUAGGAAUACAUAUAAUGGAAACAAAUACUAAUAAGUUCAGUUUAGAUUCUAUUGCCUGCUAAAGGUUUCGAGCUUGAGACCUACUCUCUUAUCUUUGAUAAAAAGGGAGAUAAACAAGUGUUGGAGAGGUAUUAAAGAUAUUAACACCAAAAUCUGACUUCCUCCUUGAUAUAAUCAUAAGGUUUGAAAGAUAAUUGAAAAGGGAUUUUUUUUUCACUUCAUGAGUAAAUAUUAUUUAAUUCCAGUCUGUGAACCACCUGUAAGCUUCCCUUGAUUUGAGAAAAUUGUCUUGACCAGAUUGGCUGUGCUGGAGAAGACCCUGCCCUCUUCCACAAUCACCCUAAGAUCUUCUAAACCCCACUUUGGGCCCAACUCCUGGGAACUCAUCUUGGUUAACCACACUUCAAGCAAGGACUCCUGACCUAGAGAAGAACUCUUUCUAACACUGUUACAGUUACACCAUCAGUUCCUCUUCUAAAUCUAUUUGUGCUUUCUUUUUGAGAAUGGGGUCAAGAGUGGCCAUUUGUAUUCCAUUGCAAAGAAAAAUUUUGGCAUUGUUUUGUUGAUCUACUUAGCCCUUUCAGUGGCAUUCUUUAUCACUCCAUAUAUACCCUCAUCGUAAGGACGAAUCUCCUACAUACUUAGUGGUGUUGGUGAGCAUUUGUGAACCUUGUCCCCCUGCCCCACCAUGGCUGUGAAAAUGGAACCCGGGGAAGGCAGAGAUUGUCUGUUUUGAUCUCUGGUGUAUCUCCAGCAUGCAGAAUCUGGCAUUCAGUGGGGGCUUAAUAAAUAUUUGCUUAGUGAAUGGCAAAAAGGACUGACUGGCCUAGAAUAGGGACACUGGGAGGGUUUAGUUAGAGCCAAGAUGUGUACAUGUGAGCAAGCGCAGCAAAGAGCCAGAAGACCUAUUGCUCAGCUCCAUCUCCAGCCAUCCGGGAUUUCCUUCAAAGCUCCACCUUCCCAACCUCUUCCUGUUUUCAAAUCCCUUAUAUUUAUGGAGCACAAUACCCAGAACCACAGGACGAUACUGAGAUGAAUCAACUGAGAAACAGGAGAAGGGAAGCCAAGACAAGAAACCCCACAGACCUAUUUCCCUGCUCACCCGGUGAAGUCCUCACCUCACUGCUCCCACCCAGGUUCCUGCCCUGCUAGUUCUGUGUUCGCCCCAGCCCUGCUAGCUGUGAAUGAAUAAAGGUGAAUAUACUCGCAAUUGUUUCUGCCUGGAUCUCACUGCUGCCUCUUCAUCUCCACACCUUCUUGCUUUUCUGAUUCAGGG